GAAGAGACGUGGCAAGUAGGGAAGUCAACAACAGCGGACUUCAGCACAAUACGACACAUAUUUCAAAGUAUUCAACUACAAAACCUGUUCAUCUGAAAGGCUCUGGGUCCACUGUCAACGUCUUCAAUUUAGAUCAGACCAUGGGUCUGUGCAAAUGCCCAAAGAGAAAAGUGACGAACCUUUUCUGCUUUGAGCACCGAGUCAAUGUGUGUGAACAUUGCCUGGUCUCCAACCACAGCAAGUGCAUUGUGCAGUCUUACCUUCAGUGGCUCCAGGACAGCGAUUACAACCCUAACUGUCAGCUCUGCAGCACCCCACUCGCAGCCCAGGACACUGUGAGACUGGUGUGCUAUGAUGUUUUCCACUGGUCCUGUUUGAAUGAUCUGGCCACCCGCCUGCCCCUUCACACCGCCCCCGCUGGCUAUCAGUGCCCCUCCUGCCAGGGCCCUGUGUUCCCCCCCUCCAACCUCGCCAGCCCUGUGGCCGACGUGCUCCGGGAGCACCUCUCCUCUGUUAACUGGGCCAGAGCAGGCCUGGGCCUGCCGCUGAUUGAGGAAACAGUCGAGGAUGAAGAAGACUCAUCACAAGAUGUCACUGACUACAACAGCUGGACCUCGUUUGAAUCCAUCCGGCCUCCAGCUCCUCCACUGCAGGCAGUUGACGCUCAUCCCACCCAGUCCUACAAUCCUGACCCGGGACCCCCUCCACCUCCCGCUGAGCUGGAUUUUGGGGUUACCCAGGACAACGGGGGUCUAGUGGCCCAGACUCACCCUGUGGUCAGUGUGAGCAUUCCCAUGGCCGUGGCCAACGAGUCCAUCACCAUCCACACAGCCUCCUCUCCCAGGAAGGUCUACGACACCAGAGAAUCGGGACACUCCUCCGUCACGCAGAUCGACUUCGAUGACGACAAGUACCGGCGCCGGCCAGCGCUCAGCUGGUUUGCACAGAUACUCAAAAACCGGUCGGGCUCAAAGCGGACAGCUCUAACACUGAAGCAGCGAGUUCUCCUUGUUCUCCUGCUGGGAGUUCUGGGAUUCUUCACCCUGAUUAUCAUCAUGGCGAAGCUGGGACGAGUGUCGGCGGACUCAGACCCAAACCUGGACCCCCUGCUCAAUCCGCACAUCCGCGUGGGGAACUAAAAGGCCCCUCUGUGUACAACCCCAGGGCGGGUAACCGAGAAAACAAGCUGAAAUACAUGACAGAAACACACAUUGAUGAUACAAAGGUUAUGACUGGGACCAAGGGGAGCAGAGAUAUAACUCCACUCUUGGACAUUGAGGGAGCACAUUACCCCUCUUUUGUUUUGCCCCAGAAACCCCCUUUUCUCCCUCUCCACGGCAGUACAAGAAGCCAAAAUGGUAUAUUUUGUAAAGUGUUGUAUUUAACAUUCUGUUUUAAUACACUUGCUUAUUAGUACAUCCAAAUGACUGCCUAUUAGUCUCCGUUGGCUAAUUCUGUGGUCAUGGAGGCAACCCCCUUACCAGCAGGACAGGCUGUCCCUUGACCCUGUUUACCUAAAUGCCUUUCUGUUUUAUGCUCAAGGGCACAACCUCUCAUAGGUUCACAUAGCCUGGCUGAAUCCUCUGUUUCUGCAUUCCAGUUAAUUUUAGCACUGGUUCAUCAUCAGGAAGUGGGUACAUCGGUUUGUGUGCUUAGUGUGGGGCAUUUUGAUUUGUAUAUGUGUGUGUGUAAAGGAUUGUGUACUCACAAAACAAAUUUUCUUGCUCAAAUUGGCUCCUGGUUGUACACACCGGUUGUUAUAUACAUAACCCCAUAUACUGGAUAUCCACUGUUACUGUAAUAAAUGGGUUGAUCUGACUUCGGCAUUACUGCAUUUCAAAAUGUUUAAUACUUCUGUAGAGAAUACAGUCUAGAAAAUGUUUAAAUAAUGAAUAUAUGCUCAGAACAGUAAAAAGCUGUGCGAUUGAUAUGAAAAUGAAUUGGUCAGGAGAAAGUAGAGAAAAUAAUCAUAAUAUAUUGCAACAAGGCAGGGUAUAUUUUACUAUAUAUAAAACAUGUAUAUGUACAUGGAUACAGACCGACAGGCAUACCUAUGAACUGAGCUGUUUAUUCGGUUUCAACAUCUAUGACACUAAUCAGACCUUUUGUUCAAUUUGUCCGUUUGCUUUUAUUUUGUUUAAUAUUUCUGUUGUGGAACUGUAUGACUUCAUUUUGGAUGCUGACAUCUUGGCAAAUAUCCUUAUUAAGGAUUUUAGAUGUGUGAUCAAAACAAGUGUAUUCCUAAGCAAUUGGUCAAUAAUAGGAAAUGGAAUAGGUUGUUGGUCUCUUUUAUUGCCUGGUAUGUGAAUGAAUCAAUUAAUGUAUUUGUUAUUUCCCCUAAAAUUAAGUGUGCAUUUAUUUUGUGUACAUAGUGGAUUGACAGGCUGAUCAAGCAUAUUUUCUCAUAUAUUCAUUGUGAGAUCAUUUACUUUACCCUAUAAAGAUGAAUCUUCA
This is a messenger RNA of Conger conger (European conger), 2454 nucleotides long. RefSeq names its product zinc finger protein-like 1 (gene zfpl1). Gene Ontology annotation, cellular component: Golgi apparatus. NCBI's taxonomy places the organism in Eukaryota, Metazoa, Chordata, Actinopteri, Anguilliformes, Congridae. The transcript is spliced from 8 exons. The record is from RefSeq and is a predicted model, not a curated record. Bases 141 to 1139 code for a protein of 332 amino acids.